Messenger RNA from Erythranthe guttata (spotted monkey flower), 2348 nucleotides. Its product is annotated as Tetratricopeptide repeat (TPR)-like superfamily protein. Gene Ontology annotation, molecular function: protein binding. NCBI's taxonomy places the organism in Eukaryota, Viridiplantae, Streptophyta, Magnoliopsida, Lamiales, Phrymaceae. The record is from RefSeq and is a predicted model, not a curated record.
UUGGUGAUAAAAUAUAAUAAAAAAAUAAUAAAUAUAUUUACAUAUUUCCAGGGUUUUUCGAAGGGUUUAACAAUUGACUCUGCAACUACGAACAGUGAAACAACAUACCACCGUUUCUUCUUCUUCACAGAUCGCUCGCCAUGAGAAAAGCUUUCUCCAAACUUCAUUUUUACUUUCAAAAGCCACACACUAGAACCCCACUUCCUCUUCUCUCCAGAGGCUUCGCCGCCGCAGUUGAUCGCACUUCCACCCGCACACCAAAACCCAAACCCCAUGUCGAAUCUCGCUCCGGCACUCGGUCUUUACUCAAAUUCCAUCGGAUUCAGACCAGCCCAUCUCAUAAUUUCAGCACCCUCGUCGACCCAAUUGCUCAAAUUUCUUCGCAGAUGCCAUCAAGGCAGAGAAAACUCAAGGAAAUAUCAGAUCUCGAGGAGAGCUUCGAGUCGGCGAAUUCCAUCGAAGAAAUGCUCGAUGCUUUCAAAGAAAUGGAGAAUUGCUACGAGGAGAAGGAUUUAGGUAUGGCCUGCUUGAAAAUCGGCCUCAAACUCGAUCAAGAAGGCGAACACCCUCAAAAGGCUCUGUCUUUCGCCGAAAGGGCUUUGCGAAUUUUCGACGAAAACGAUAAUUCUAGUAGUGUUGUAGGUACUAGGUUGUCUUUGCCUCUUGCUAUGACUCUGCAGCUGUUAGGUUCUUGUAGUUUUAGUCUGAAAAGGUUUAAUGACAGUUUGGGGUAUUUGAAUAGGGCCAAUAGGGUGUUGAGUAAGUUCGAGGGGGAGGGUUCGCGUAACGACAAUGAUCGAGUUUUGCCGGUUUUACACGCGGUCCAGUUCGAACUGUUUAAUGUUAAGACAGCUAUGGGUAGGAGAGAGGAGGCUCUUGUUCAUCUUAGAAAAGCUUUGGAAAUCAAGGAGAAGACUUUGGAGGAAGAUAGUAACGAGCUCGGUAAAGCCAAUCGAGAUGUGGCAGAGGCCUACGUUGCCGUUUUGAACUUCAAAGAAGCGCUGCCGUUUUGUUCAAAGGCAUUGGAUAUACACAUGUCGUACUUGGGUCAUAACUCGGUGGAGGUUGCGUACGAUAGGAGGCUUCUUGGAGUUAUCUACACUGGGUUAGACGAGCACGAAAAAGCUUUGGAGCAGAAUCAGCUGUCGAGGAAGGUCUUGAAGAAAUGGGGUCGUAGUUCCGAUUUGCUCCGUGCAGAGAUCGACGCUGCGAAUAUGCAGAUCUCGUUGGGUAAGUACGAGGAUGCUAUCGACACUUUGAAGGGCGUCGUGCAGCAGACCGAGAAGGAUAGCGAGGAUCGAGCUAUGGUGUUUAGUUCAAUGGCCAAAGCUUUGUGCAACCAGGAUAAGUUCGAGGAUGCAAAGAAGUGUUUGGAAGUUGCAUGCGGAAUUCUAGACAAGAAAGAGAGAAGUUCGCCUCUUGCUGUGGUGGAAUCGUUUAUGGAAAUCUCGAUGCAAUACGAGGCGAUGAACGAAUUCGAAACUGCAAUAUUGUUGCUAAAGAGAUCGUUGGCAAUGUUAGAGAAGCUGCCUCAAGAGCAGCAUUCUGUAGGAAGUGUUUCUGCAAGGAUUGGUUGGCUGCUUUUAUUAACAGGGAAGGUGGAACAAGCGAUCCCGUAUUUGGAAGACGCUGCAGAGAGGUUGAAAGAGAGUUUCGGCUCGAAGCAUUAUGGGGUAGGUUAUGUUUAUAAUAACUUGGGGGCGGCUUAUUUGGAAUUAGAUAGACCGCAAUCAGCUGCUCAGGUUUUUGCGUACGCGAAAGAUAUUAUGGAUGUGUCCCUCGGUCCUCAUCAUACGGAUUCGAUUGAAGCGUGUCAGAAUCUAUCGAAAGCGUACGCAGCUAUGGGAAGCUAUCCACUAGCAAUAAACUUCCAGGAGAAAGUAGUCGAGAGUUUGGAGGGACACGGAGCAAGCGCAGAAGAUGAACUGAAAGAAGCGGUUAAAAUAAUGGAGCAGUUAAAGGAGAAAGCUAGUAUUCAAGUCUCUGAAGCUCUUUUGAGUUCCAUGCCUUUUCCCGACAACGACGAUGAACCGUUCUCUUCCGAUAAUUCACAGCCUCGUAUUUCCUCUUCGAAAAGGUAACACGACGACGGACCCCCAAUAUUUUAUUAUACGACGAACAGCAACGAGGACUUCUGAUCUGGCACCCCCGUUUUCUUGAUUAUUGAUUUACUCUUUGUUUUGGUUAAAUCUUGAUUUCGCAUAAUAAUAAUAAUGUAUUCUUGCAUUGUAUAUGGUGCUUUCUAAGAUUUAUGUAUGUUAAUGUACAAUGGUGAGAUCAUAAUGUAUGUCUGAAUAUAUAUUAUGAUCUCGUAUCAAUGGUCAAAGGGGGGAAUUGGUUGUCUGUGC